Molecule: messenger RNA, 1261 nt
Organism: Bipolaris sorokiniana ND90Pr
Lineage: Eukaryota; Fungi; Ascomycota; Dothideomycetes; Pleosporales; Pleosporaceae
Exons: 7
Coding region: 190-1098 (302 amino acids)
Biological process (GO): transmembrane transport
Source: RefSeq, a predicted model, not a curated record
CGGGAAGCUAGGGCCACCUUUGGAGAUAGUAUUAUACUUACAUACUACAAUCCAUGACAUCCCACGCUCCGCGGCUCUUUCCCCAGAUUGUGUGCCGUGCAUCCCUCUCGCACUCCUACUAGCACUGCACCGGCACUUCUUCUCCCUGCCCCUCCGACAUCUCUCUUCCUCCACCAUCCUGCCUUCAAAAUGUCUUCUGCCGAUGCGAAGCCAUUGCCUUUCGUCUACCAGUUCGCGGCCGGUGCCGUGGCUGGUGUGUCGGAGAUUCUGAUAAUGUACCCUCUUGACGUUGUCAAGACCCGAGUACAACUUCAGACCGGCAAGGCAGUCGGUGACGAGGGUUACAAUGGCAUGGUGGACUGCUUCCGAAAAAUCAUCAAGAAUGAGGGUGCCUCGAGAUUGUACCGUGGUAUCACCGCUCCCAUUCUCAUGGAGGCGCCAAAGAGGGCCACCAAGUUUGCUGCCAAUGACUCAUGGGGUACCUUCUACCGUAACCUCUUCGGUCAAUCCAAGAUGAACCAGUCCCUGUCUAUCCUCACUGGCGCCACCGCCGGCGCAACUGAGUCCUUUGUCGUCGUACCUUUCGAGCUGGUCAAGAUUCGGUUACAGGACAAAGCCCAGGCGCACAAGUACAAUGGCAUGAUGGACUGUGUUACCAAGAUUAUCAGGCAGGAAGGUCCUCUUACUCUGUACCAGGGCCUGGAGUCAACCAUGUGGAGGCACAUUCUCUGGAACGCUGGAUACUUUGGGUGCAUUUUCCAGGUCCGCGCUCUCCUACCCAAGGCAACCGACAAGAGAAGCCAAAUCUCAAACGACCUCCUGUCUGGCGCUAUUGGUGGCACAGUCGGUACCAUUGUCAACACGCCCAUGGACGUGGUCAAGUCGCGUAUCCAGAACUCGCCAAAGGUUGCCGGUUUAGUACCCAAGUACAACUGGGCAUGGCCUGCACUCGGUACUGUCAUGAGGGAGGAGGGUUUCUCGGCCCUCUACAAGGGUUUCCUGCCCAAGGUUCUCAGACUUGGUCCUGGAGGUGGUAUCCUCCUUGUCGUCUUUACCGGUGUCAUGGACUUUUUCCGUACUAUGCGUGACGGUAAGUAGAUGGUGUGCAUACACAGCGAGGCGAGGAGGGAAAAGGGCGCAAUGCUUAUGAACUUUCUUCUAGAAAAUACGAAAGUAUGACGGAGGAAUAGAUGAUAGACUGUAGAUCAAGCACACUGUCUUGCUACGCCAGCAGCAGGACUGAAAUACAUUCUCACAACCC